AUUGUCGAAGUCGCACGAAGGUGGUGGGGCGGAGAUGGGGGAGAAGGCGAAGCAGUGGCUCCUCGCCGCCGGCGCCGGUGCCGCGGUUGGGGCGCUCUCCACUGCCGCCGUCAUGAGCAUCGUCUCGAGAUCCAAGCGGAGAGAGGGGUACGUGCGCAGCCUGCUGGAAUCGAAUGGCGUUGCCUGUGGUGGUACUGGAUCCAGUAUUCGUCCGUGCGCAGCGUGCGCUGUUGGUAGUUCGGAUCUUCUUGAUGAUGAAGUAGUCUCUGAACAGCUUACAAGGAAUAUACAAUUUUUUGGCUUGGAAUCUCAGAAGAAAGUGACGGAAUCUUUUGUUGUAGUAAUUGGUCUUGGAGGGGUUGGCAGCCAUGCUGCUUCAAUGCUUCUUAGAUCUGGGGUUGGCAAAUUGCUCCUCGUGGAUUUUGAUCAGGUCUCAUUAUCUUCACUGAAUCGACAUGCUGUGGCAACAAGAGAUGACGUGGGAACACCAAAAGCAUUGUGCCUCAAGAAGCAUUUUUCAAUGAUAUAUCCAGAGUGCCAAAUCGAAGCAAAAGUGCAGUUGUAUGAUCCAUCAUGUGAGGAGGAAAUUCUGUCUGGAAAGCCAGACUUUGUUCUUGAUUGUAUAGAUAACAUUGAUACGAAGGUUGCACUCCUCGCGGCUUGUGUACGCAGAGGUUUAAGGGUGCUUUCAGCAAUGGGGGCUGGGGCUCGAGCAGACCCAACCAGAAUUCGUGUUGCAGAUUUGAGAGAAUCAAGCAAUGAUCCCCUUUCUAGGGCUGUGCGGUAUCGGCUGAAGAAAGACCAUGGAAUUGAAGGUGGAAUACCAGUAGUAUUUUCAUUGGAGAAGCCCAAGGCAAAACUACUUCCUUUUCAAGCUUCAAAAGAAGAAGAAACUCCAUCGGAUUACCAGAUCGUGCCAGGAUUCAGGGUGCGCAUUAUCCCAGUGCUGGGAACUAUCCCUGCAAUAUUCGGUCAAGUUAUGGCAUCGUAUGUGGUUACUCAGCUUGCCAAAUUGGAUUUUCAAACUGAACCAGUUGUUAACUUGGAUUUGGACCAUUACCGUAUUCUGCACCAUCGUCUUCUUGAGCAUGAGGAGCUGAUAUAUGGGUCUGCUGAACAAGUUCUGGUUGAUGCUGAAGAGGUAAUGUACAUUGUCAAAGAGCUGUGGCGUGGUCGAAGUGCUAGAGACCAAAAUCUGAAGGACAUUGGCCGUAAGAUGUGGAGAUCUGUUAAUGAACUAAUGCUUGUUCGGUGGGAUAAAUCAAAGCCUGCUGGUGUGUCAAACUUAAUACUUCUCAAGUUCAACGAGGCUGAUGCACAUGAAUCGACCACUCUUGACCGAGUAAAGGAAGAAGAACCUGAAUUUUACACCAUGGUUUCACAUGUUCUGAAACGAGCUGAAGCAGAAUUUGCUUUAUGAGUGGGUCUCAUAGAUCAUUGGAUGCUCCAGCUUCUAUACGGUGAUAACAAUGGUUUGUUCAUGAACGAAGCAAUUAGAUUUGGUUUUUGAAGAACCCAAUUUUUGAUACUGCUGAUUCGGAAGCCAGUGGAAGAUUGCGCAAGUGCAUUUUCAGCUGCCAAUUCAUUAUCUACAUGCUGUCAAAGAUGGAACUUGGUAACAAUUUUGUUUUCUGCAAAGAAUCUUCUGGAAUCAGCAAGAUCAAGUAUUUUGUGUUGUAAUCUGAUGGGCAGUGUUUGUCGGGAUUUAACCCAAUUUAGCGGACAAAUAUUGUCUCAGCUGUAUUCGGUGGAACUGAAACAUAUUCAAGCCGAGACGAAUAUCAUCUGUUUCCUUGUUUCAAACAGGGAAAAAGAUGAUGCGCAUAUUAAUCCUGA
Molecule: messenger RNA, 1836 nt
Organism: Oryza brachyantha (malo sina)
Lineage: Eukaryota; Viridiplantae; Streptophyta; Magnoliopsida; Poales; Poaceae
Product: tRNA threonylcarbamoyladenosine dehydratase
Exons: 11
Coding region: 35-1420 (461 amino acids)
Biological process (GO): cyclic threonylcarbamoyladenosine biosynthetic process
Cellular component (GO): plastid
Molecular function (GO): ubiquitin-like modifier activating enzyme activity; tRNA threonylcarbamoyladenosine dehydratase activity
Source: RefSeq, a predicted model, not a curated record